AUGCUCAGCAGGUCCUUGGGGAGCGCCCUGCGGCGCGCGGGGGGCGCGCGCCACGCGCAGGACGCCCACUGGGACGCCGUCGCGACCGCGGCCGUUCAGAAUCUCGGGCAGGCGCCCCUGUCCUUUGCUUCUUCCACCGCGUUGGGCGAAGCAUGGACAGGCGAGAAGGGCUCUGCGGGCAACCGCAUGACUCCGCACUUCGGCCCGGAGGUUUGUGGAUGGUCGAUGCCAUAUUUGUGGGCUCAGCGCGCCAGAGUGGGCCGUGAUGGCGGGUGCUCGGGGUAUGUUGGCAUUGGCGCCCGGUGUCCAAUCCAUUCCUCCCGUAUGCUGUCUGCGGAGCCCUUUCGAGUGGAGGAGGAGUCCCAGCCGAAGGCGCCACUGGUGUCCGGCGAGCCUUUGGGGAAGGGGUCCAAGGAACAGAGGCCUGGGAAGAGCCAGGCGUCCGCUGAGGAGUGCGAUCGGGCGAUCGACGACUACGACCGGCUGCUGGAGAAGUCUUACAGGUCGUCGUUUCCCGCUAGCGCGGCUCCCUUGACGACUGUGGCUUCCAGGGCGGUGGGGGUGGUGGCCAAGACGAUCGUUUGGUGCCUUCGCUUGAUCGUGAGGAUGCCGCUCAGUCUCUGGGCGGCGAUCACGGCUCCGAUGUCCAGCAAAGUGGAAUGGAUUCGCUCCACGUGGAAGCACACGAAAGAUGGGGCGAGGCAUUAUUGGGUUGGAACUAGACUGUUGGUGACGGAUAUGAGUAUAGCGACCAGACUGGUGUUCAAGAUCCUCAAGGGGAAGGAACUAACCAGGCGUGAAGACAAGCAGUUGAAGAGGACUGUGGCGGAUGUGUUCCGCCUUGUGCCAAUGGUGAUAAUGCUGGUGGUUCCUUUCUUGGAGUUUUUGCUGCCGCUCGCUCUGCGACUGUUCCCCAACAUGCUUCCCUCAACUUUUGAAGACAAACUGAAGAAGGAGGAAGAGCUGAAGAAAAGAGUUGCAGCAAAACUCGAAGUGGCACGUUUUCUUCAAGAUGCAGUGGCUCUCAUGGCAAGGGACCUCAGACAAAAACGGACAGGAGAAGUCCAGGCAUCUGCAGCAGAACUCUACCAAUUCAUGAAAAAUAUUCGGAAGGGUGAACCUGUGGACAACAAUGACAUCGUUCGCUUUGGCCAGUUGUUCAAUGAUGAGCUUACACUGGACAACCUGGACCGUGUGCAACUUGUGAGCAUGUGCCAGUUUGUGGGGUUAUCUCCUUUUGGAACAGACAGCUUCCUACGUGCUCGCCUGCGAGCCCAUCUGGGUUACAUCAAACGUGAUGACUCUGUCAUUCGCUCAGAAGGUGUGGAUGCUUUGACCGAAGAUGAGCUGCGCCAAGCGAGCCGUGCCCGUGGCAUGAGAGCACCCUAUGGGGAAGGGGCAAGGGAAUUCAUGAAAACUCAAAUGGAGGAUUGGCUGGAGCUAAGCCUGGACAGGGCACUGCCAUCCUCGCUCUUGCUGUUGUCUCGCACAUUCACGGUUACACUUCCCAUCGUGGACAUGGAAAAGAAGAAGGCUCUGGAGCUUGAGAGCUUCAAGAACACGCUGUCCACGCUGCCAGAGUUUGUCACUGAAGAUGUGGCCAUGGAGGUCUUGCGAGAUGAGGCUGAGGACAACGCAAAGAAGUUGAACUACAUUAAACGUGAGGAGGAGUUGAUUCGUGUUGAAGCUGAGGCGCAGGCGCAACAAGACCUGAUGACAGAACGGUCAACGGAAACCCCUGAGAUGGCAUCUCCAGGCAGUGAUGGCCGCUCCAUGGCUGCCACCACCACAGCUGCCGCAGUGGUCCAAGCCGCAGAAGCGCAGCUGCUGAACGAUGCUUUCAAGUCUGCAUCAGAUGAAUCAGAAGAGGAGCGUGCACAAAAGCUUGCAGCAGCCAGGGAACAGAAAAUGAAGAAGGUGCUGAAUGCCUUGGCUGUACUGUCCUCCAAAUCUGGUGUCAGUAGUGAGCGCACCAAGUUCAUGGAAUUGGUGAAGCGGGAGGUGAAUCGCAUACAAGAUGACCUGAGCCACAGAGGAGGGGCUUCAUUGCGAUUCACCAGCAAAGGACUUGAGGCUUGGCGACCAGCAGAACUUCCGGAGCUGCCUGGCGACUACAUAUCCAAACGGCUGGAAGGAAAGGUGUCCAGCAUACUCCAUAAGAUUGAGAAGGAACUCGACGAUGUCGACAGUCAAAUCGGCGAAAAACUCCAUCUCCUCGACAAGGAUGACGAUGGUCUGAUAUCCCGCGAGGAGCUGGAAACCGCACUUGGAUUCCUGGGGCAGCAGCUGGGCGAGCCAGAACUGCGACACCUGCUUGAGGAGAUGUUCGGCCCCGACAAUAGCACCUCCAGUAUCGAUGUCGAGCAGCUCAUGCAGAUGGCAAACAAGAUGCUUGAAGAAAGCAAGACGCCGCCUGACAAAUCGACACAGUGA
This is a messenger RNA of Ostreobium quekettii, 2433 nucleotides long. The record is from the annotation of a GenBank genome assembly. NCBI's taxonomy places the organism in Eukaryota, Viridiplantae, Chlorophyta, Ulvophyceae, Bryopsidales, Ostreobiaceae.